GGAAAAGGAAGAGGAAGCGGGCAGGUCUUAAAGGGGCCGCAGCCAUUUUUAAAGCUGCUUUUUCCUUUCUCCAAUUUUGCCAGGACGAUCGCAGAAGAACAGGUCCCCGGAAGCCAAGCACAGCUGGAGCAGCAAGGACCGCUGCUGGGAGACGGGAGCACCCGCUGGACGGGUGGCGGGGAGGGGCUGCCCACUGGAAGGGCGGGGUGUGCGCGCCCUGCGCCCCGCGCACAUCUGGGUCGGCCAAUGCUCCGGCCCUCUGCGAGCUUGAACAUCUGGGGCCGGGCCGGGCCGGGGCAACGGCGUACAGCGCGCAGGUGGCAGCGGCGGCGGCGGGAGGGUGAGGCCGCACAGCGGGGCUGGGACAGCGCUGGCACCUCCAGAGCGGGCCCGGGACGGCAAGGGGGUGGCCGCGAUGCCAGGCGAAAAUAUAUUCCUGUUCGUGCCUAACCUCAUCGGUUAUGCCCGGAUUGUCUUCGCCAUCAUUUCUUUCUACUUCAUGCCCUGCUGCCCCCUCACGGCCUCCUCCUUCUACCUGCUCAGCUGCCUUCUGGACGCUUUCGAUGGACACGCUGCUCGAGCCCUUAAUCAAGGAACUCGGUUUGGGGCCAUGCUGGACAUGCUAACGGACCGCUGCUCCACCAUGUGUCUGUUGGUCAACCUGGCCCUUCUGUACCCUCGAGCCACGCUUCUCUUCCAGCUCAGUAUGAGCUUGGAUGUCGCCAGUCACUGGCUGCACCUGCACAGUUCUGUGGUCCGAGGCAGUGAGAGUCACAAGAUGAUUGACCUGUCUGGGAAUCCAGUGCUUCGGAUCUACUACACCUCCAGGCCUGCUCUGUUCACCCUGUGUGCUGGAAAUGAGCUCUUCUACUGCCUCCUCUACCUGUUCCAUUUCUCCGAGGGACCUUUAGUUGGCGCCGUGGGCCUUUUCCGAAUGGGCCUCUGGAUCACUGCCCCCAUCGCCUUGCUCAAGUCCCUCAUCAGUGUCAUCCACCUGAUCACGGCCGCCCGCAACAUGGCUGCCCUGGACAUGGCAGACCGUGCUAAGAAGAAGUGACCCUGGAACCGCUGGUCCCUGGCUGCCCACCUGCCCUGGGAGUCUCACUGUGCCACACAGCUCCCUUCCCCCUCAUAGGAGGUCCCAGUCUCACGUCUUCCUAAUGUGUUUUCCAGCCUGCUGGGAUGGGGGUCAGCCUCUCUUUGGUGAUGUCACAUUUUCUGUAAUCCCAAGGACCAGUCCCAUCCCUGGGGUCCCCAAGGACUGGGGCUUCAAAUCAGGAUGGGUGCUCAGGAGGCCCUGCCCCUAUAGAUGGUGCUUCUGGGGUGCCAGGAGGCCAACCUGAGGACCAGGCAUUGUCCCAUCCUGCUGGCUCAGCCAGACCCUGGCGUCUGGCUUGGCCUGAGUUUUAGGGACACUUGAGUAAGGGAAAUGGUGUAGGGGCCAGAUUUCCCCAAAGGCAGGGGAGUCAGACUUCUGCCCCUGGCCAGAGGAAGCCUGGGAGGGAAGGGGCCAUCUGGAUCCUUCCCUGUUGCGAUCUCUUCUAUCCUGUCUACCCUGGCCCUGGAAGCCUCAAUAAUAAAGGUGAGUGCUUCACUAUUCUGGACUCAGUUUCCUUUGAGACAUUCUUGGAUCAGGGCUUGGGUUGAGGGGAUCUUGGGAGAAAGGGAAGAUCCAUCUGGAUGCUUUUCCUCUAGUUGUUUGCUGUCUCACUUCUUCCUGUCACUACACGGUGACCUCAGAGGCUUUCCUGCCACCCACCUGCUUUAUGUCACUGGCUGUCUACAUUUAUUUGCAUUCUUAAUAUUUUCUACCCUCACUAGAAUGUAAACUCCAUGAGUGCACAGACUCGUUUCCUUCUCUAUCCUAGAAUGAAGACCAG
Molecule: messenger RNA, 1880 nt
Organism: Propithecus coquereli (Coquerel's sifaka)
Lineage: Eukaryota; Metazoa; Chordata; Mammalia; Primates; Indriidae
Gene: CDIPT
Product: CDP-diacylglycerol--inositol 3-phosphatidyltransferase
Exons: 6
Coding region: 416-1057 (213 amino acids)
Biological process (GO): phosphatidylinositol biosynthetic process
Cellular component (GO): Golgi apparatus; membrane
Molecular function (GO): CDP-diacylglycerol-inositol 3-phosphatidyltransferase activity
Source: RefSeq, a predicted model, not a curated record